Amborella trichopoda is the source of this 2363-nucleotide messenger RNA. It is a transcript of the gene CSK, whose product is annotated as chloroplast sensor kinase. The record is from RefSeq and is a predicted model, not a curated record. NCBI's taxonomy places the organism in Eukaryota, Viridiplantae, Streptophyta, Magnoliopsida, Amborellales, Amborellaceae.
GAGAGCUCCCUCACUUCAGUCUUUUUGAAGCUAGAGGCGAUUCACCCUCUCUCUCGAGAACACUGAGUUGAGCUCUCUCGUGUAUUUCAUGGCGCUCUCUGCAAUAAACCCUUUCUCUUCCCCCUUCAAAAGCCUAAUUCACGCCCCCCAUUCAUGCGGAAAUAACUCCCUUAACAAUCUCAGACUUCUGAUAAACCCCAGAGCUUCAAACCACCGUGGCUCAAGCGGCAUUAAAGUUGGCGAGGGAGCUCUAGAAAAAGGAGCAAAUCCUAGACAAGCUCAGAGCUAUGUUACCCAUGAGGAUUCAGAGGAUGAGGGCCUGAUAGCUUCUGCCAUGGCAGCUGCUUCUGUUAUUCGCAAGGCUUCGAAAUCCCCUGUGGAAUUCAUCCAGAGGACUGAGAAGCCGUCAAAGAAUGAAUUAAUGGUUUCACCUAGUGAGGAUUUUCAGAGGCUUUGUAUUGAGCAGCUUGGUUUGUUCAGGAGAAUCGUGGGUCGAGAUGUCGUGUUGUCUGUCUAUGUACGGCCUGCCGGUAGCUAUGUGAUGGAACGAUUAGAGCUACACCGAGUCAUGUUGUACCCUAAGAUGAACUUAGAUGAAAAGGCUGACAUUGUGGUCAUAAUUGGUACCUUUGGUCUUCCAAGUGGACUACAAACAGCUGAAGCGGCACUUUCUAAUCAACAAGUGGAAGAAAUUCCAGAAUGUAGAGCUUUUGUGUUGCCCAUGAUGAAAGAUCCUUUUCUUGUGGGACUGCUUGUUGCUGAAUUUCCAGUGAUGGAACUGGGAACAUACGUGGCGGAACAUACAUAUGAUUCACAACUAUCUAUCGGUUCUCCCAAUGAGGAAACUGAUGGCUUACCUUUGUGGACUGAUGAAAACCGAUUAGAGGUGGGGCCUUUUGAUAAGGACUCUGUGAGAGGCUUUCAUCUAUUCACUGCUGAACAAAUUUCAGCAGCUGUUGGAGUAUCUCGUUCUUUGGCGGUGGCUUACGUCAUGGAUCAGAAAGCGGUGUUACUUCAGCAAUCUUCUUGGCAACAUAAUGUUAGAAUGAGCAAUCUAAUUGAACAAAUACGUGAUUCUCUUUCUAGCAUCAGGAUUCUUGGCAAUAUGUUGUCGGUUCAGUUAAAGAAGAGUGAGAUCUCAUAUGAUGUAGUGGAGGACAUACUUGUACAAGGUGAUCGUAUGAAAGAUACGUUAAAACAGCUCCAGGAUGCUGUCUAUCUCACAAAGGCUAACAUUGUACGUUUUAAUGAAGACAUGCUGAGUAAAGUGCAAAGAAUUCAUUCAAACUUUGGCCAUCCAGAAAUCGGGUAUUCUUACUCAGGUGAUAUCCUUUCAAGUAAUAGUACGGAUCAUGCUAGUAAAAAGAAAGGAAUGGAUUAUACAUUUCCUCCGAGUUCUGAAUUGAAAGAUUUUGAGAUCCCAAUGCCACCUCUUGCUCUUGCUGCUUUACAACAACACAAAAUUAGACCUUGCAAUGUCUCCAAGGUGUUGGCAGAACUGGUAGGGGCUGCAGAUCUCUUAGUUAAGAUGCAGCAGCGAUCUCUGCUCCUAAGAGAAUUCUCAAUGCCAUUGGAGGCUGCCAUUGAAGAAUCUGCUCUUCACCAGGCUCUGAGCAAUUUGGUCGAGGGCGCAUUGUUGCGUACACAAGUUGGUGGCAAGGUUGAAAUCAUAGCCAUUGAAGCACCAGGGGGUGGGGUUCUAAUUGUUCUUGAUGACGAUGGACCUGAUAUGCAUUACAUGACCCAGAUGCAUUCUCUUGCACCCUUUGGAGCAGAGCUCUCAUCUGUAGGCAAGGUCGAGGAUAGCAUCACUUGGAACUUUGUGGCAGGACUAACCGUGGCUCGUGAGAUACUUGAGAGUUAUGGUUCAGUUGUUCGAGUUACUUCACCUCGUUUACCUAAUGCUAUUCUUGGAGCAGGAGGAACAAGGAUAGAGUUAUGGUUACCUGCUGUUCCAUCUGAUUUCACGGGGUUUUCUCGACCAGAAAAGCAACAAGAUGCCUAAUUUUGAAAUUAGAAACCAACUGCAUUUUCCUACCCUGAAGUCACUACAGGCUAAUUCCAGUUCAAUAAGUGUUCUUGUGUCGAAAAAUGUUGAAAAUGCGAUUAAUUGUAUAUGUUUAUCAUAAUUGUUGUUUAUGAAGGUGAUUAAUGAACAUUAGAGCUUCUGUAAAAGCAAAAAUCGAAGGAAUUGAUUCAUUUGUCCAGCAACAAGAAGUUAUAUCCCAGUCAGGGGAACAAGAGGUAGGAGAAGCUUAUUGUAUCAGUAAACAGAUGUAUGUUAAUCAUAAUUGUUGUUUUAUGAAGGAGAUUAAUGAACUAAUAGAGCUUAUGAAAAAGCAAAAAUCCAAGGAAUUGAUUCA